Messenger RNA from Ipomoea triloba (trilobed morning glory), 2109 nucleotides. RefSeq names its product IQ domain-containing protein IQM6-like. The transcript has 9 exons. Lineage: Eukaryota; Viridiplantae; Streptophyta; Magnoliopsida; Solanales; Convolvulaceae. The coding region runs from base 293 to 2095 and encodes 600 amino acids. The record is from RefSeq and is a predicted model, not a curated record.
UUGUGCAGGGAGAGAUAUAGAGAGAGAGAGAGAGAGGAAGCAAAUACUAUACAAUUUGGCCAAGCCACUCUGAUUUCUUGGAUUCAAAGAGAGUCCCCUUUUUCAUCCCAUUCUUCCAUACAAAUCUACCAUUUUUAGUUGAUCCCUGAGCUCACAUUUCCUGAUUUUAUUUGUUUCAAGCAAAACCUUCCUCUUAACCCUAUCACAUUAUCAUCUGGUUAGGCAUUCUCUGAUAAGAUCUUGAGAAUUAAUCUUUGGAAUUUAAAUCCACCCCAGCAGUUUUUGCAGUAAAAUGGGAAUGCCUUUCUCUAGACCUUUGGAUGAUUUGGAUAACAGGGUGGAAUCUUAUUUAGUGAGAACCAUAAGUUUUGGAAGCGAUGGCGUUAAGACCACGGUACAAUCCAUAAAUCUCAGCAAUGGUGAUCCCGAGUCUUCCAUGUUGAAGUCUCUUGGCUCAGGGAAGAUGAUCCUUGAAGGGUCUCUAAGCUUUAAAGGCACUGAAUUGGAGACCAAGAUCUCGUUGGUGUCUCCUGUUUUUCAUAAGGAAAACAAUGAAAUGGGUAUAUCAGACGGCAUAACUUGUGAAAAGUUGCCUACACCGGAUAGCACGAAAGUGCUACCUCCCAACACCUCUAACCAAAGAAACCUGGCUGCCCUGAAGUUGCAGAAAACGUAUAAGAGUUUUCGCACACGAAGACGACUAGCAGACUGUGCUGUCCUAGUAGAGCAAAGAUGGUGGAAGCUUUUAGAUUCGGUUGAACUGAAGCACAAUUCCGUUUCCUUCUUUGACAUUGAGAAACCUGAAACGGCUGUUUCUCGUUGGUCAAGAGCAAGUGCAAAAGCUGCUAAGGUGGGAAAAGGUUUGUCGAAGGAUGAGAAAGCACGUAAACUUGCUCUGCAGCAUUGGCUCGAAGCAAUUGACCCUCGUCAUCGCUAUGGCCACAAUCUUCAAUUUUAUUACGCCAAGUGGCUCCAGUGUGAAAGCAGACAACCCUUCUUCUAUUGGCUGGACAUAGGUGAAGGUAAGGAAGUAAACCUCGAGAGAUGCUCGAGAUACAAACUUCAACAGCAGUGCAUUAAGUAUCUUGGACCGGUAGAAAGAGAGACGUAUGAAGUCAUAGUGGUAGACGGGAAAUUUAUGUAUAAGCAGAGUGGGAAGUUGCUUGACACAACGCAAGGCCCCAAAAAUGCCAAGUGGAUCUUCGUGCUUAGCGUGUCGAGGGUCUUGUACGUUGCAAUGAAGCACAAAGGAACAUUUCAGCAUUCUAGUUUCUUAGCUGGUGGCGCUACGUUGUCUGCUGGAAGAUUAGUCGUCGAGGAUGGCACUCUGAAGGCGGUCUGGCCUCACAGCGGGCAUUAUCUCCCAACGGAGGAGAAUUUCGAGGAAUUUUUGUCGUUCCUCGAGGAUCAUAGCGUUGAUGUUUCUGUUGUACAGAAAGCUCCAAGUGAUGAGGAUGAAGAAGCCUUCACCAUGAAGGGGAAAAGUCUGAGCCUUCAAAAGCAAUCGAGUGAAGAUGGUUCGAGCGAAAAGUAUAGCCCCGAGGAUGCACCAAAAUCGAGAUUGAGACGACCAAACAUCCCGAGGCUUGAAAUCCCCAACCGGGAGGACAUGCUGAAGCUGUUCUGGAAAGAACAGCAGCAAGAGCGCGAGCCAACUCCAACUCCAUCAUCAGACGGGUACAUCACAGCAGAAGAGGACUUCCCGGACGCUGCAGACGACUUCUCGGUCGCCAAGCGCAACCUGUUCGGAGGCGACAACGAGGAGGACUACUACGAGGAGCCUGUCCCGGAAGAAAAGAUCAUCAGGAGAUUGAAUUCCCAGAGAGGGAUGAAAUCGUACCAGCUCGCUCAUCGUUUAUCCUGCAAAUGGACCACGGGAGCUGGACCGCGCAUCGGGUGCAUGAGGGACUACCCGUUGGAGCUGCAGAACCGCGUGUUGGAGGAGGCGCAGCUGUCGCCUAGGCCCGCCCGGAGAUCGGCUCAUUCCAGUGCCCCCAGCUUCAGCAGAAGUCCAAUGGCAUGCAACAGUCCACUUGCACCAAAACCUCGUACCCCCUUAGUGCUGUCUCAAAGAGAAACAAAUAUCAUUCACUAGUAUUUAAUGGAAAA